Molecule: messenger RNA, 856 nt
Organism: Branchiostoma floridae (Florida lancelet)
Lineage: Eukaryota; Metazoa; Chordata; Leptocardii; Amphioxiformes; Branchiostomatidae
Product: non-neuronal cytoplasmic intermediate filament protein-like
Exons: 5
Coding region: 104-856 (250 amino acids)
Source: RefSeq, a predicted model, not a curated record
GCAAGCAGUGCGCAGAAACCUAUUAUUUGCAGUCCCAUACUAGCUACAAAAACACAGGACACUGCUUAGGCUGACUAGAAUUGAAUCAUAUUAAAGUGUCAAAAUGAUUCAACCGAAAACAAGCGAGGCAAUUCGAAGCUCUGUAAGGUCCUCUUUGGUCGCCAGGGGUGAAGACUUCAGUAGAUCCGGACCCGAAUCUUUCAAGGCAAGAACACGCGCCAUCCGAGCCGGCAAUCUGAUCACAUCCCUGGGAGGGCCUGGAGGCGCACAGCAGACCAUGGCCGGCGCACGCAAGGCUCGAGCCCAGGAGAGGGAGGAACUAUCCGCCCUGAACAACCGCUUUGCCUCUUACAUCGAGAAGAUGCGCUCCCUCCAGCAGCGUAACUGCACGCUGGAGGCACAGGUGCUGAAGCUCCAGGCGACGGAGACGACCGCACACACGAAGGCGCUUUACGAGAAGGAGACCAGAGACCUGCGCACGCUGGUGGACGAGCUGUCCGAGGAAAAGGCCAAAAUGGUUCUGGAGAGAAACCAAUGGCGGGAACAGGCAGAGGAGUACAAAAGAAAGUGGGAGGAUGAGGCAGCCUGGCAUGCGGAGCUGAAUACUGAGGUUUCAAAGCUCAAUAAAGACUUGGAUGCUGUAACGCUAGUACGUCUGGACCUGCAGAAUAAGAUUGCUACGAUGCAGCAAGAGAUCGAUUUUAUGGUGGUGGUGCACAAGCAUGAACUGAAGCAAAUUCAGGACCAGUUGAACGAGAGCCUGUCCAUUGCACCUGUUGAUUGGACUCAGGAGGCCGGACGUGACGUCAUUGCUGAACUGUACGACCUGCGCCAGCUAUGCACCGUCUCAACAUGA